This is a messenger RNA of Lethenteron reissneri (Far Eastern brook lamprey), 5727 nucleotides long. Its product is annotated as urotensin-2 receptor-like. The record is from RefSeq and is a predicted model, not a curated record. NCBI's taxonomy places the organism in Eukaryota, Metazoa, Chordata, Hyperoartia, Petromyzontiformes, Petromyzontidae. Gene Ontology annotation, biological process: neuropeptide signaling pathway; regulation of blood pressure; blood vessel diameter maintenance. Gene Ontology annotation, cellular component: plasma membrane. Gene Ontology annotation, molecular function: urotensin II receptor activity.
CUAAAGUUUCUCCUCGCAACUCCGACUGAGAUUUUCGACGGCGGUCCCUUUCCUUGUCGGAGCCGGCACGUGGCGCACAGCGUAGACCCCCCUCCGUCUGCAGAUAAUACACAGAUCCACUCCCAGUGCUAGAGCACAGACGAGCAACGCAUGCGUAUCUCGAGCCGUGCACAGACACACACAGCAUGGGGCAGUCGUCGUGCUUGAUGGAGCUGGUCCCAGCUUGACGUCUGGCCGCUUGAGCGUCGCACUCGGUUCACUGCUGCACCGAGAUCGUGCCGAUUGCAAGCUGAUUAUAUUUGUAUUAUUAUUGAUGUUGUUGAUGCGAUUAGUAUUUUAAUUAUGAUGGACACAAAUCAACAUCCGCUCUCCGAAUUUUUUCGCGAUCACAUUUUUUUUAUUUUGAAAAAAAUAAAUAAUAAUCAUCGGCUUUCGGAUUUUACUAAGUUGUAAAGAAUGCUGAUCGGAUAAUCAUCUUAUAUGCACUAAAUGUGUGUGUGUGUCAGAGUGUUUACCUCUCGAAUCCAUUCGGAAGGUCAUUUCACUUGACAUUGUCGCUCAUAGCGGUCAAAGCGCACCGCGCUACGAAGCUUGCGACCCGAGUUCGAUUCCCGUUCACGGCCACCAACACCGCUGACGAUUAUAUGAACCGGUCCUGGGCCUCCCCCUAAGUCGACUCAGCCUCAAAUGAGUAGCCGGAACGGUAGUGUGUAAAACAUCGCUACUCGGGAGACAAAGGCGGCCGGGCGUGGUGCUGGUCACCCACCCACCCCCUCGUGUGCCGUACCGGCCUUCAUAGGUGCUACUCGCUAACAGCACUUGCCCCAACAGUCUGUUAAGGCUACACGGGGGAUCUUUGUAUUUGUGCAAUACCCACUGGGGCAAUACGGCCUUGGCAGCGGCAUCCUUUGUAACACCGCUUCCAACGCUAUGUGAUACAUCUACAGAACGUAACCACACUAUAAUUAGACUUUUCCAGACCUUCCCAUUUGGCAAACGUCCAACACUUAAUUGUAAUUAGGCUUCCACCAUCGCUCAGUAGAAGAUUGACGAAGUGGGCGUGGUGGCUCUGCGGAGUGUGUGAGUGUGUAUAUCACACACACACACUACACCCACGACACACACACUACACACACCACACACACACGACACACAGGAGAAUCGAGUCACCGAUCAGCCCGUGCGCACCGCAGAUCAACCUCGGCGAAGGGCAUCUGUGGGUCUAAAACAUCUGCAACUCAAAGCGCAUCGCCACUCAUCAAUCAAUCAACCCCACCGCGCUCCAACAUGUGGGACAUUCUCAACAACAACUCCUUCACAACCACCACCACAACAACCACCACCAUCAACAACAACUUCUGGUCACCCGCUCACGACCUCACCACCCUCCUCAACUGGUCGAGCACCGCAACUCCGGACGCUUCAUCAACCUCCUCAUCAUCAUCCUCAUCGACGCCAUCCUCCUCCGACGCCGUCGCCACGGCGGUGAUGGCCACGGUGCUGUCGCUGCUCUGCGUCCUCGGCGUGAGCGGCAACGUCUACACCCUCCUCGUGCUGCGUCUCCUCUCGCGUCGCCGCAGCAGCCGCCGCGCCUCGGGCUGCCGCGGCGGAGUGGGGUCCUCCGGCACCACCGCGGACUCUGUCUACUGCUUCGUGCUCAACCUGGCGCUCGCCGACCUCGCCUACCUCUGCACGGUCCCCUUCGUGGUGUGCACCAACGUGGCGCGCACCUGGUUCUUCGGCGACGCGGGCUGCCGCCUCCUCUUCGGCGUCGACCUCGUCACCAUGCACGCCAUCAUCUUCCUGCUCACGGCGAUGAGCGCAGAGCGCUACGCGGCGGUCGCGCGGCCCCUCCGCCACUACACGGGGGGCCGCUGCAACGCGGCGUCGUCUCGACGCGGCUGGGCCGUGGCGCUCUUCGUCUGGGUCCUGUCGCUGGCCGCUGCCGCGCCCAACAUGGUGAUGGUCAACCUCGGCGAGCUGAGACUGCGCGGCGGCGGCAUGGCGCGCAUCUGCGUGCCCAGCUGGAGCCCCGGCGCGUUCCGCUGCUACAUCACCGUGCUGUUCGUGACGAGCGUCGUGGCGCCGGGACUCAUCAUCGGCUGCCUCUACGUGCGACUCGCCGUCAAGUACUGGCGCUCGCAGACCGCCACCGCCGUGGCCUCCACGCGCUCCCCGAGGGUCAAGGUGCUCUACAUGAUCCUCGCCAUCGUGGUGGUCUUCUGGGCCUGCUUCCUGCCUUUCUGGGCCUGGCAGCUGGCCAACCUCUACUUCCGAGACCGCCUGGGCAUCUCGCGGAAGGCCGUCUCGUACAUCAACCACGCGGUCACGUGCCUCACGUACGGCAACAGCUGCGUGAACCCGUUCCUCUACACGCUGCUCACCAAGAAGUACAAGGAGUACCUGGCUCGCAGGAGGACGCCGCGUGGUGCUGCCGGCGCGGGCAGGGCGCUCGGAGGCUCCAGGGGCUCCACCUCGUCGCACGACGCGCCCUGCAGGAACGUGCGCAUCUCCUCGCGGCGCUCUACGAUGACGAGCGCUUAGAGGAUCUCGGCUUGAGAGAGGGGGGCAUCUCGAGCGACAGAGAGAGAGAGACAUUUGGAGCGACAGAGAGAGAGAUUUGGCGACAGAGAGAGAGACAUUUGAAGCGACAGAGAGAGACAUUUGAAGCGACAGAGAGAGACAUUUGGAGCGACAGAGAGAGACAUUUGGAGCGACAGAGAGAGAGACAUUUGAAGCGACAGAGAGAGACAUCUGGAGCCAGAGAGGAAGGGAGACAUCGCGAGCCAGAGGAUUUCUCAAGUCGGAAGACGCGGUGAGGUCAGAGGACACAUGAAUGCAGGUCAUGUCGAGUCAGCGGAUCGAAUGAAUGUCAGCACCACGGUGGUGAGAUGUUAACUACCUCGCCUGGUAUACAGGAGGUCGUGGGUUCGAUCCCGACCCUGACGCCUCCUGCUGUAUAUUUGGAGUUUGCAUGUUCUCCCCGUGGUAGCGUGGAUUUUUCUCCGGAUCCUCCGGUUUUCCCUCCACAUUUAGAAUAAACACGCGUUUAGAGGAUUUGCUUGCGAUAAAUUUGCACAUGUUAGGCCACUGAGUUGAGCUAUCAUUUGUGGCCAGGUCGCUUCUGAAAAAACAGGUACACAGCUUAGUGGACCUUACACCUGGUGAAAUAAAAACACAUCGUUGUAGUUUAUUGUUUUAUCUCAAAGGUCAGAGGACAUCCGAAGCUUGCGUGACAUCUCAAUGACGCGUGCUUACAUGACCUAAUGCCGAGAGACACGUCUCGAGCGCGAAGAUUUCUAAAUCCAGAGAAAUAAAGCGUCACGGUGGCCAGCGGCAGUUUUUGCUUUUAGUGCUUAGUCCGUUGCUCUCUCCCGCACCUCCGUUGAGCACGGUCAGAUACGUACGGCGCGAAAGAAGUUCAACGUACAAACACUGCUCAAGAUUGACAACCGUUAUAUUCAUCACCAGCAGCACGUCUUAUCAACACCACCACCACCAUUAUCAUCACGAAAUGACAUUGUAUCAAUGCCGUCGUUGCGCUCAAGUUAAUACUACUAAUAAUAGUAACGAUGCUAUGUUUUUUUUUACGCGAACAAUAUUUCACGGACAUCGCAAACGAUCGGCAGCUUCGAGGCGCCGAGCAGCGUUCCGUGUGUCUCGAACGCCAGGCGAGAGAGAGGGGGAGGGAGAAGAGUGGGAAGAUGAUGGGUCAGGAUGUGUUAGGACGCAUUCGUCAAAAUAGGAAAGCCUCACAGAGUCUCGUGUUUGGGAGGAGGCGGAGGAGGGUGCUGUCAAGUUUUCGCUGUAGAGGGAAGUUAAAGAUGAUUGUUGCUGCUGCUGCAGCUGUGUGUUUCAAUAUUUCAGUUUCAUUUAUUUGGAAUAACCCUGUGAGCCAUUCGGCUCUUGAUUCGGGUGCAACCGCAACAAAGAAUAAAAUUACAAGAUACAUUUAAAAUAUGUGAUCCCAAACCCCGAGUGCAUUUGCGGUGAAUAUUUAGCUUUGUUUAAAUUUGGGCGAAUGUACUGACUCGUGUCGUGUCAUCGUCUAUGCGUUCGGUGUUAAAUGUGGUUGUGGUUAUUGUUGUGUGUGUGGAGAGAGAGAUAGGGAUGUUGACGGGUUUUAUAAGAGGCGACUGUGUUAGUGGUUUAUGUUGAGUCAACGCUUUCAAAAUCUGACUGUGUCCAUCAUCAUCAACAUAUUCAUUAUCAACAUUAUUACCAACAUAUUAAUAAUCGAAUUCAAAAUCAUCAACAUAUACAUUAUCUAAAUCAACAUAAUCAUCAUCAUCAACAUAUUAAUUAUCUAAAUCGAUAUCAUCAUCAACACAUUCAUUAUCUAAAUCAACAUCAUCAACACAUCCAUUAUCCACAUCAUCAUCAGCAUAUUGAUUGUCUACAUCAACAUCAAUGUUAUGAUCAACAUCAUCAACACAUCCAUUAUCCACAUCAUCAUCAACAUAUUGAUUGUCUACAUCAACAUCGAUGUUAUCAUCAACAUCAUCAACACAUCCAUUAUCCACAUCAUCAUCAACAUAUUUAUUGUCAACAUCCAUGUUAUCAUCAACAUCAUCAACAUAUUCAUUCAUCAAUAUCGUCUACAUCAACAUUAAUCAUUGGUACAGUAAUGCCGCCCGUCCACAUCAUCAACAUCAACACCAAUCGCUGUUGUAGCAACAUCGUUAAUGUGUUCUCAUCCACGAUAUCACAACAAGACCGGUGUGUUGACAUCACAUCCAACAUCAUCAUCGUCGUCAAAAAUCACUCUUACGGCAUUCCCGUUACGGCGCUAAGACAUCAACAUCAUCACCAACAUCACCAUCAUCCUUAACAUCAUCAACAUCAUCAAAAUCAUCAUGGUCAGCUCAUUUCUUUAGAACUGCUUUUUGUGUUUAUUUUUAUGUCGUUCACCAGCACCUCCGAUUAGCACGGUUGGCUACGUACGGCGCGAAAGAAGUUCCACAUACGUACCAGCAAUCACUUCUACGGCAGUCCAGAUUAAGUGUCAAGCCGUCAUCAUUGUUCUGUAUUCUCAUGCUCAGGAGGGCCAUCAUCAGCAUCGCUGCGUGUCCGGGACGUCUGUGGCAUCUGUAAAAAAAUAGAGCUUCAUAGCUCAUCGGAUUCCUCCAGUAUAAAUAAACAUUCUGAUUCUGAACGUUCGUUACAACGUGAGCCCCAAAGUGUCCGCGUGUCUCUGUCCCCCGCCGAAGAUUCGCGACUCGGCACCACGACCCCUGGGAUAGCCACGACUCUGAUCACGCACGGAUCCCGCACGCGCCUUUGUCUUCCUCGAUCGAUACAAGCCACGUGUGCGCUUUCUGGCUCUUCGGGUUUGAAGCGGCGUGUUGUUCGGCAUGAUGUCCGACGUUUCGCUCGAUUUUUUUCGGUGCAACUGUUUGAGCAGAAUUUAGUUUAUUUUCGUUAUUAUCGCCGUUGCACGAGCGCACAGAUCCAGUGAUCCAAACCGCCAAGCCGGCUCGCGACACACACGUGUGGUGUGUGUGUGUUGUGUGUGUUGUGUUGCGUGUUUGUGUUGCGUGUGCUGUGUAUGUGUUGUGUGUGUUAUGUGUGUUGUAUGUGUUAUGUGUGUUGUGUGUGUUGUGUGUGUGUGUUUCGUGUCUUGUGUGUGUUGUGUGUGUUGUGUGUGUGUGUUGUGUGUGUGUUUGUUGUGUGUGUUGUGUGUGUUGUGUGUGUGUUGUGUGUGUGUUAUGUGUGUUGUGUGUGUGU